AUGAUCAAGAUUGAGGAGAGGGGGGUUGGUUGGCGUCUAUCCAACCGAUUCUGCUUAAGUCAGGACAGAGUCUUCAGGAGCGGCGAAGGCAUGGGCAUCCGUCUGGACAGCGCGUCGGCCUUCCAGGGAGCGGUCAUCUCUCCUCACUACGACUCGCUCCUCGUCAAAGUCAUCGCCAGCGGGAAAGACCUGAACACUGCCGCCUCAAAGAUGAGCAGAGCCCUGGCUGAGUUCCGAGUCCGGGGGGUCAAGGACGUGAUUGGGACCAGUGUGUCAGAGGGCUGGAGGGAGAGAGAGGGCGCCAUCAGGACACCUGCUGCCUUUGAGCAGGCCGCCAGCCAAUCAGGGCGGAGCUGA
Messenger RNA from Knipowitschia caucasica, 357 nucleotides. The record is from the annotation of a GenBank genome assembly. Lineage: Eukaryota; Metazoa; Chordata; Actinopteri; Gobiiformes; Gobiidae.